AUGUACGAUGACUUCAUCACCAAGAACGCACACCAGGUGUCGCAGAUCGAGUCGACUCUGCGAUCCCUCACCUACAUCAUUCCCGGCCGUUUCCGCGACGCCGAGAUCGCCUCCGAGUCCAUCCACAGCGGCGUCCAGCUGCUAUCCCUCUACCACGACAUGCUGCUGCGGCGAGCCCACAAGCUCGCGAGGUUACCCCUGCCCCCGUCGCUCGCCCACCCGCCGUCGCCGCACGGGCGAUACACGCGUUUCUGGACGUUCAAGAGCGCCCUGUACCGCCGCGUCGCCUACGUGCUGCAGGUCGUCCAGUACGUCGAGCUGCUGUGCGAGAUGGCCGCCAAGCGCCGCGGCGAGCGCGUCCGCUGGCGCGUCGUCGUCCUGCUCGAGGCCGUCAAGGCCGUCUGCCGCCUGCUGCUGAUGCGCAUCACCCGCUCCCGGCCCCUCGUCACGCCCGUCCUGCCCGAGCGGGAGCCGAUCCCGGAGGAGCCGCCUGAGGAAGAAGAGGAGGUGUACCAGGGAGACGAACCCGGGCUCGGGGAGGACGACGAGGAUCGUCGGGGCGGGAGGACUGUCGAGGGGGCGCAGGGCGAGUCAUCUUCAUCAUCAUCACCACCACCGCCACAUGCGAAUGUGUCGGCGGACACUCCUUCCUCCUCAUCACAACCACAACGACAACAACAUCAACGGCAACUUGGCCCCCACGGCGAAUGGACCAUGUCGCGCACCGGCAUGAGCCUCCCAGCGCUGCCCGCGCCGGGCGACACGAGCGGGUACCUGCUGUCGCGGGUGCUCACGGCCGACGACAUCAAGCCAGCGCCCAAGCUGCUCAACCGGCUGCAGGGGCGGGCGCAGGCGGCCGAAGUGCUGCACAUCCUGGCGCCGCUCAUCUUCGCCGUGGCGCUGGCGCUGACGCGGACGCGGAGCGGCGAGUCGGCCAGCGGGGGGCCGAGUCGGGACCGGCGCCGGGCGUGGGUCCCCUGGCUGCUGGGCGUUGGCGCCGAGCUGGCCGCGCGCCAGCUGCGCGACCGCAGCCUCCGCACCACCCCCCUCGAGCGCGACGAGUGGAGCCGCCGCGCCUGGGCCAUGGGCUGGUGGGCCAUGCGCGGCGCUUUCUACGAGCACGUCACCAAGGGCCUCGUCGAGGGCGUCCGGCGCCGCAUGCCCGGCCUGCUGGCCGGCAUCCUGGAGGAUUACGAGUACCUGUGGGAGAACUACCACUUCAGCACGAGCUCAUGAUGAGCAUCAGGUGGGGAAAGAAGAAGAUGAAGAAGGAUGAUGACACAAGGACGGGGGGAUAUUACGGUGCUGGCGUCCGUGGCGGACACCUAGGAUCCUUCACCGCAAUGUAUGAUAACUAAUCUGGGCAUGUACACGACAUAUCACGGCACCGUUCUUCUACAUUUUGCACAUAUCUCG
Thermothelomyces thermophilus ATCC 42464 is the source of this 1416-nucleotide messenger RNA. RefSeq lists its product as uncharacterized. Lineage: Eukaryota; Fungi; Ascomycota; Sordariomycetes; Sordariales; Chaetomiaceae. The transcript has 2 exons. Gene Ontology annotation, biological process: peroxisome organization. Gene Ontology annotation, cellular component: peroxisomal membrane. The record is from RefSeq and is a predicted model, not a curated record. The coding region runs from base 1 to 1236 and encodes 411 amino acids.